AUGGGACCGCACCUGAAACAGCAUAUUGCUUCCAUACACUUGGGCAUCAAACCCAAGUACGAAUACAGAGAUUGUCAAGUGUGCGGUGUGAAGCUACUUCUCGGAACCUUAGAGUCCCACAUGCGCCGUCAUACUGGAGAACCGACGGAUACCUGCUGCAUCUGCGGGAAGCACUUUUACAGCCUCGAGAGAUACACGCUUCAUAUGGAGAGAAUACACGUAGGCAUCAAGGAUCGGAAGUGCCCUGUGUGCCAAAGAGCAUUCUAUGGUCUCUCAGACAUGCAACAACACAUGCGUGUGCACGUGGACGAGAAACGGUUCAAGUGUGAAGUGUGCGGGAAAGCGUUCAAGUGGAAGCAUAAGAUCGGGGACCACAUGAAGACGCACAGCGAGGAACGGCCCUUUAAAUGCGAGCUCUGUGGGGAAGCGUUUAAGUGGAAGCAUAAUCUGGCCAAUCACGUGCGAGCCAAGCACAAGUGA
Messenger RNA from Ornithodoros turicata, 480 nucleotides. RefSeq names its product putative zinc finger protein 876. Gene Ontology annotation, biological process: regulation of transcription by RNA polymerase II. The transcript has a single exon. The record is from RefSeq and is a predicted model, not a curated record. Gene Ontology annotation, molecular function: RNA polymerase II cis-regulatory region sequence-specific DNA binding; DNA-binding transcription factor activity, RNA polymerase II-specific. Lineage: Eukaryota; Metazoa; Arthropoda; Arachnida; Ixodida; Argasidae. Bases 1 to 480 code for a protein of 159 amino acids. Gene Ontology annotation, cellular component: nucleus.